Oncorhynchus nerka (sockeye salmon) is the source of this 2404-nucleotide messenger RNA. Its product is annotated as golgin subfamily A member 6-like protein 2. NCBI's taxonomy places the organism in Eukaryota, Metazoa, Chordata, Actinopteri, Salmoniformes, Salmonidae. The coding region runs from base 873 to 1835 and encodes 320 amino acids. The transcript is spliced from 2 exons. The record is from RefSeq and is a predicted model, not a curated record.
AAUUGUGUCCAGCUAUGUAUAACGUGUCUAGGAUUUUUUUUUAAAUAUCGUUCUAAAAUCUUUUGAGAUUUUAAACCAGAAUACAGAAUUCAACCCACAAUUCCAAUCUCAUUAUGAUGCAGCAAUUAGUCAAGAUUCCUUGGCUAAAUAUUACAACUCUAGAAUGUUACAACAAACAGAAGAACCAAAGAAAAAAAAACGUAAUCAUUCACUUAACCAUAACUUAAUUGUAUACUUUUUAAACUCUUUGUAAUUGGACGAAAUUUGCGGAGGUGAGACUGAAUCUGGAGAAUGAAUCCCAAUAGCUGAUGGUAACUGAAGUUUGAAAUCUGGCAUGGUCUAACAGUUUUAAGAAAAUGACAGGAACAAAUAAAAAAUAACUACUACAUGUUUCUCCAUAUAUCAAUGCAGAGAUGGGUUAGUACACUGGAGAAAUAAUUGACUGAAAGUGAGGAGAUGGAGAAAGGCAGCACGAUGAGGGAGGAAUAAGAGAAAGAAAGACAAAGAGAAAUGGAAGCGCUGCUGACAAUGAGAAAGGAGAUUAAGACUUGUAACAAGGUAGACCACAACCGAUGGAAGCUGGAGAGAGAGGUGUUGGAGAAAGUCAACAAGGUGAGGAUGGAACCAGAGCUAGAAAAGAGAAAGGCUAAUUGAAGAGCUGCUGAGGCAGAUAAGGGAGACUGAGGCUCCUAUUGAGGUACACCACUACCAAUGGAAGCUAGAGAGAGAGUUGUUUGAGAAACAGAGAGAAAGCGUAGUGUCAGACAGAAAGAAGAUGGAGCUCAAGAUGGCAAAGCUGAAGGUGCAGAACAUACUGAACUUGGCCGAGAUAGGAGAGGUGACAGUGGAGAGUACUAAGCUGUUAGCAGAGAAUGAAAGGAAGAGAGAGAUGUUGGAGAAACAGAAAAAGCUUAGUGGCAGACAAAGAAAAACUAGAAGUCAAGAUGACAAAGGUGACAAUGCAGAACAUACUGCACUUGGACAAGAUAGGGAAGUUGACCGUGGAGAACACGAGGCUGUUAGCAAAUAAUGAAAGGCAGCGAGAGGUGUUGGACAAACACAGAGAAAGUGCAGCAGCCGACACACAAACCUUCAUGGGCAAUGUAUCAAAGGUGAACAUGUCCUUGGCCAAGUUAUGGAGGUUGAGAGUGGAGAACAAGAAGAGACUGUUAGCUGAGAAUGAAAGGGUGGUGAAGGAGAGGGUGAGAGAGAGGAAUGGAUGGAACCUCAUAAGAAAUGGUUUGAAGGCAGAUUUGGCCAAAGCAGACCUGGAGAGGAAUAAGGUAAGCUGGAUGGAGGACAGGGGGAGAUGGGCCAAGGCCAAGGCUGGCCUACAAAGAAUCUGGGAUCAACAGGGGGAAAGAUGGAUGAAGGAGAAGGAGAAGGAAGAGAUUAAGAGAAGGAGCACACAGGCAGCAGAGGAGUGGAUGAUUGAACUGAGAGAAAAGGAGAGAGCGAUAGAGGCCCUGGAAAGAGAAAAGAUGAGGAUUCUUUGCCUGCAUGGACAAGAGAAGAAGGGAUGGGAGAUGGAAAAGGAGAGGUUGGCGCUUACAUGGGAGUGGGAGAGAACGAAUAGUGAAAUUGAGAAAAUGCAAAGGGAGAAAGACAGAUGGCCAAUAGAGAAGAGAGAUAUGGUGGAGAGGAUGAAAGAGGCAUACAUAAAGCUGUACCAGAUGCAGACUGCCCUGAGGUUCGGAGAGCAAGAGCAGCCACAGAAGGAAACUAAAACUGCCCAGAGAGUCAGGGCAAAGCUAGAGAAGAAGAAGAGGAACGAAAGAGAGAUGUUGGAGAAGAACAAAGUGAAAGAGCUGCUCAGAGCUAUUAAAGCAGAGUAGGGAAGAAGUGAGGAAGAAAAAGGAGAGGGUGAAGGCCCACCUGGACAAGGUGACAAGGAACUGCCGCUCCAUUUUUCAUGUAUCCAUUUGUUUUGUCUUGUUCCCUGCACACCUGGUUUUCAUUCCCCAUUCAAUCUACAUGUAUGUAUUCCUCUGUUCCCCAUCGUGUCUUUGUGUAAGAUUGUAUGUGUUACGUGUAUUUUGUCUAUUGGUGUUUUUGUUACGCUCCAGACAUCUGUCUAUGUUCCGUGUUUUGGGCACGUUGUUUGUGCUUUUGAUAUUUUACCGGAAUAAUGUGUGCGCCUGUUCACUUCACUCUGCUCUCCUGCACCUGACUUCGCCUCCAGUACACAUCAAGUGACCAUAACGAAAGGAAACAGAGGGAGAAAGAGAGAGAAAAGCUGUUGAAAAAAAGCACAUGGCAAAGAAAAUCACAUGGCGUACAUCCCAGACAACUGAAGAAGAAGUCAGAAUGCAACACAGAUGGAAAAGUAAAUACCGUCAGCUGGCACUGGUUAAAAUUUAAAUUCUGUCUUCUUUCAUUUAGUGGAAUACUUCAUCAAUUAAAU